AUGAGAAUUUCAUUUGUUUCAGAAUGUCUUUUACUACGAAUAGUACGCGUUUCUGUCCCUACAUACCGUGUGAGGGGCCAGCCAGCUCAGUUAGAUUGCGAGUAUGAAUUGGGUGACGACACAUUAUACUCAGUGAAGUGGUAUAGAGAUAAUGAGGAGUUCUACAGAUAUUUGCCGAAAUAUGAUCCGCCAAAACACGCGUAUAAACUCGACGGGAUUAAAGUUGAUCUUUCAAAAUCGGACGAUCGCCACGUCGUGUUGCACCAGGUGACGUUGAAGUCGUCAGGUCUAUACAGAUGUGAAGUGUCGGCGGAAGCCCCGAGCUUCGCGUCCACCGCCGGCGAGGGAAGAAUGGACGUCAUUUAUCUACCACGAGAGGGUCCGAGAAUAACUGGGAAUGAGCAAGAAAAUAGAGUAGGAGAUUCUCUCUUCCUAAACUGCACCUCUGGGCGAUCGUACCCUGGUGCGGUGCUCAGUUGGGAUAUUGAUGGUGAAAAGGUGACUGACCCAAAUCUUUUGGUCCAAUACCCACCAAUCCAGCACGCGCAUGGGUUGGUUUCAACAGCCUUGGGCUUGCUGGUGCCAACGGGGAAAACCAUGCAAGUCAAAUGCACGGCCAGAGUGGCUCCUGCUUGGCGGGAAGGCAGUGAAGCCGUGGUUGGUAAUAGCCAAGUAGCGGAUAGUAAAGAGGCCAUGUUAUUAGUGCGAAGUUCAGCCGUGGCGCCUACAUUAAGUAUAACAUUGUUAACACUUUCUCUUCUUCAAAUCCUCUUAACACAAUCAGAGACGUGA
Molecule: messenger RNA, 792 nt
Organism: Pieris macdunnoughi
Lineage: Eukaryota; Metazoa; Arthropoda; Insecta; Lepidoptera; Pieridae
Source: the annotation of a GenBank genome assembly